AUGCUAUUGGGAAGAAGAGUGGCACCGCAGGUGCUUUCCAGGGCUGGGAGGACCCAGCUCAGGUCGUUUGUAUCGCAGAAAGAGCCAUAUGAAACUGUCACUUUGUCUAAUGGAGCUCGAAUUAUCACAAAUCCCUUGCCCAGUCAUUUUUCAUGUUUGGGUGUAUAUAUCAAUGCUGGCUCAAGGUAUGAGCCCGAAGCACUUGUUGGCACAUCCCACUUGAUUGACAGAUUGGCCUUUAAAACCACUGCCUUCAGUUCUGACAUGGAUAUCAAGUCUGCUUUGGAAUCCUUGGGAGGGAACUAUAUGUGUGCAUCGUCCAGGGAAUCGCUCAUGUACCAAGGGUCUGUCUUUAACGAAGGAGUAGAAGAAAUGUUUAAACAUUUUGCCGAUACCAUAACCUCACCUCUUUUGCUCGAUGAAGAGAUUGAGGAGCAAGUCAAUAUCGCAUACUACGAAAUUAGUGAAAUCAACAAGAAACCUGAAGUUAUCUUGCCAGAAAUUUUCCAUUCGACUGCUUUUAGUAAUAAGACCUUGGGUUCUCCAUUAUUAUGCCCAGUUGAAAACUUGCCUAAUAUUAACCAUAAUUUGCUUUACAACUACAGAAGCCUAUUUUUCAAGCCUGAAAAUACUGUGUUUUCCUUCAUCGGUGUUGACACUGAUAAUGCAUUGAAACUAGUUGAAAAAUACUAUAGUAACAACUUGGAAAACAAAGGAAACUUUGAGUCUUCUAACAUGGGCUUGCAAGUGAAUAAGGAUUAUGCUCAUUAUACUGGUGGCGAAACCUCGUUGCCCUCAAUUCCAAAUCCUGCCAGUCCCCAGAAAUUCUCGUAUCUCCACAUUGGUUUUGAAGGGCUUUCGAUCGACGACCCAGAUAUCUAUGCUGCUGCCAUUUUACAAACUUUGCUAGGUGGUGGUGGUUCCUUCUCUGCUGGUGGCCCAGGAAAGGGGAUGUACUCGAGAUUGUACACACAGGUGCUCAACCAGUAUGGCUACAUUGACAAUUGCGUAGCAUUCAACCAUUCGUACAUUGAUUCCGGUUUGUUUGGUAUUUCUGCGUCGUGUUUGGAGAAUGCUGAACCGUACUUGGUGGAAAUAGUGUGUCGUGAAUUGGCUCACACCUUUGAAGAUGGCAAACAAGGUCUAAAGCCUAAGGAGUUCCAAAGAGCCAAAAACCAGUUGAAGUCCUCGUUACUCAUGAAUUUGGAAAGCAAAAUGGUGGAGCUUGAGGAUAUUGGAAGACAGGUGCAAAUACUCGGCAAGAAAACACCACUCUUCGACAUCAUUGGCAAAAUCGAAGCUGUGUCGUUGCAGGACGUCAAGAACGUAGCCAAAAGAAUCCUCACAGGCAAUGCUCAAAACAAGGGCAAUGGCACUGGAAGACCAACCAUUGUUCUCCAAGGCAACAGAGAGGCCUUUGAUGAUGUGGAAGGCACCUGCAAACGCUACGGGUUGGGACGCUUCACACCCAGCGAAAGCACCAAAGAACCAAAGAAGAAGUGGUUUUUCUGA
This is a messenger RNA of Ascoidea rubescens DSM 1968, 1512 nucleotides long. RefSeq names its product mitochondrial-processing protease subunit alpha (gene MAS2). Bases 1 to 1512 code for a protein of 503 amino acids. Gene Ontology annotation, cellular component: mitochondrion. Lineage: Eukaryota; Fungi; Ascomycota; Saccharomycetes; Ascoideales; Ascoideaceae. The transcript has 2 exons. The record is from RefSeq and is a predicted model, not a curated record. Gene Ontology annotation, molecular function: metal ion binding; metalloendopeptidase activity.